UGGAGGGCUAGUGUCGCGUUUUGUUGUCACAUGUGCGAGAAUGAUUCGCCGGUGAAAAUGGAGAGGUAAUUUAUCGAAGUUUGUGUGCUUUUAAGAAGUUAAGCAGAAUGUUGUUCCAUAUAGUAUAAUGAGACGCCACAUCUCUCAAAACAUCAAAAUCAACCACUUGAAACUCAAGCUAUUGUGCACCCUUACAACUGUGAUUAUUGAUUGUGACGUCACAAUGAGUGAAGUAUAUCAAGCAAAAUACUCAUUUCGAGGGUUAGAAGAAUGUAGUGUUUAUGAACUUCAAUCAACAGAAUCAACCUCAAAUUCACCUAGUCCAACGAGAAGUGUAAACGAUAAUAAUAACAAAAUUAUAACUGAUCAGUGGGUGAAACUCAAUAAGUGCUUUGCCAAGAUGGCAUCGGACGCAAUUUUAAGAUCACCUAUUUUAAGUGUCAAACUUGAAAAAUGUAACUCAGAGCCGAAUGUUUCAAAGGAAUCGGUUAGUGAAGAUGCAGAGAGUGAGUCAAAUAAAUGUUCAAGCUCGUCUUGCCAGAGUUCGCAGUCAGAACAUUCACUGGCGGCAAUUUCAACUCCGUGCAUAAGGCAGUUACAAAUGAAAUUGUUUCUUGCAUUUGACGAAGGAGACACUUUUGAGGUCCUGAGCAAGGAAGAGCACGUGUCCUGGUGGGCUGUUCGGGCAUUGAAGACUGAUUCUGUGGGAUUCGUACCAGCCAACUUCUUGAGCCACCUUCCAGAAGAUGUGACGUCGGACACAGCUCCUCAGGACAAGAAGGAAGCAAACUUACGAGUUGUCGGAGAGCUGCGCAGACGGAUUGCUGACAUUGCAGGGCAAGGUAAGAAAGAAAUCAGCGUUGGGGGCCUGGCCUCUGGUUGCAGAGCUGUUUCUGCGAAGCAGGUUGGCUGUACUGUACAG
Molecule: messenger RNA, 922 nt
Organism: Cryptotermes secundus
Lineage: Eukaryota; Metazoa; Arthropoda; Insecta; Blattodea; Kalotermitidae
Exons: 3
Molecular function (GO): protein binding
Source: RefSeq, a predicted model, not a curated record